UACGACUGCAAGCGCGUGGCCCCACCAGUCGCAGCUGCUGUGCGCCAGUGAGUGCAAGUAGUUUGCGAAGCUCUCGUUUUUUUGAGGGAACACUGUCAUUCACUCAAGAAAUAUUAUUUCUCUUGUGUUGUCAAAUACGUGUUCGUACUGGGAAAACUGUUGUGUGCAGAGGAGCUUGAUUCAACUGCCAUUCACCGCAGAAGUAACGAAGUUCGUCGCUGUUGAGACAUAACCCUACGCACACUCCGUCUAGAGAUCGUUGACAGCGUCCAGCAGGAUUGAAAAUGUGUUCGGUAAUAGGCGCAGAUAUGGACUUCACGCUCUGUCAACAGAACGUAUCAACUGAGCAUAGCUCAUGGCUGGAUUAUAAACCUACUGUCGAAGAGUACCUGCCAGCCGACCUGUUUACGUCUGUAUAUUCAAUGCUGCCAAUAUUUGAAUAUCAUCCUUGGGUUUUCUCAUUGAUUGGAUCAACUUUAAUAGGACUUAGUGGCGUGUUUCCCCUUCUAGUCAUUCCAAUUCAAGAAGAAGAAAAUUUUGAUAUAAACGGUACGCAGCACGUGCUGCUCUUGGAAACCCGACGGCGAAGAAAGCUGCGCAGUUGGAGCACAAAGAUGCCUCCAAUCUUCCAAGGCCGCCAUAUUGGCAUUCGGGACGACUUCUUCGCCCGACGGCAUUCUUAUGCAGAAUGCGGGCUGCGUUUCUUGUUCAAAGGUUCGACUGUUGAAGUCGAGAUGGGAGACCCAAUUGUCACAUCCCUAAACGAUCGUCAGAUUUGUGGUUUUUUUUUGGCCCAGGCUCGAGAGGAGGAGAAUUGA
This is a messenger RNA of Gryllus bimaculatus (two-spotted cricket), 818 nucleotides long. Lineage: Eukaryota; Metazoa; Arthropoda; Insecta; Orthoptera; Gryllidae. The record is from the annotation of a GenBank genome assembly.